Messenger RNA from Acanthoscelides obtectus, 1985 nucleotides. The record is from the annotation of a GenBank genome assembly. NCBI's taxonomy places the organism in Eukaryota, Metazoa, Arthropoda, Insecta, Coleoptera, Chrysomelidae.
UCUAGGAUGCCCUGAAGCCGUAACCUUACGUGAUGUGCGUCUGUUUUCACUGAUAAUACUCACUCUGCCUGUUUGAAAACAUGUACGGAUUUGUAAACUACGCGUUGGAGCUAUUGGUGAUCAAAUCAUUUGGUGAGCAAACCUGGGAAGUUAUAAAAAAAAAUGCGGAAGUUCAAAUGGAAGGUCAGUUCUUGGUACGCCAAAUCUAUGACGAUGAACUUACAUAUAAUUUGAUCGGUGCGGCAGUUGAAGUACUAAAAAUCCCUGCCAACACGAUACUGGAACUAUUCGGCAAGACGUUUUUUGAGUUCUGCCAAGACUCAGGCUACGACAAAAUCCUGCAGGUACUCGGGGCUACUCCGAGAGAUUUCUUGCAGAAUUUGGAUGCACUACAUGACCAUCUGGGUACUUUGUACCCUGGGAUGAAAGCACCAUCGUUCAGAUGCACCGAAAGAUCUGAAGACGGAGAACUUAUGUUGCACUAUUAUUCGGACAGACCAGGACUGGAACAUAUUGUCAUUGGUAUUGUUAAGACAGUCGCUAGCAAAUUACAUGGCACAGAAGUAGAAGUAGAGAUUUUCAAAACAAAAGAGGAGUGUGACCAUGUUCAAUUUCUGAUAACUGAAAAAUCUGGGCCCAGAAAGCCGACGUUACCUGAAAUCGAUGAAAUCGAAACAUUAUCAUUGGAGCCUAAAAUCAGUCCUGCAACGUUUUGUAGGGUAUUUCCGUUCCAUAUUAUGUUCGACAGAGACUUGAAAAUUAUCCAAACUGGAAACACAGUUGCAAGAAUUAUCCCUAUUGUGAAUUCAUUGGACUGUAAAGUUACUGAUAUUCUAGAUACGGUGCGACCACAUUUAGAUUUGACUUUUGAGAACAUUUUAUCUCAUAUAAACACAGUUUACGUAUUGAAGACUCGAACUGGUGUUAUGCAAGCUAAUGCCCCUCCAGAGUACAGAUUUCUGAGGCUCAAAGGUCAGAUGUUGUAUAUUCCUGAGACAGAUGUGGUAGUGUUCCUUUGUUAUCCUAGCGUUAUCAAUCUGGAUGACUUGACAAGACGUGGGCUCUUCAUAAGUGACAUACCGCUACACGAUGCUACCAGAGACUUGGUACUGAUGUCUGAACAAUUUGAAGCUGAUUAUAAGUUGACAAGGAACCUGGAGAUACUUACUGACAAGCUUCAACAGACAUACAGGGAGUUGGACCAAGAAAAGAAGAAGACGGAUCGCCUGCUAUAUUCAGUACUACCGAUAACAGUAGCCAAUGAACUUCGUCACAAGAGACCAGUACCUGCUAGAAGGUACGAUUCUGCUACUCUACUGUUUUCUGGAAUCGUGGGAUUUUCUGAAUAUUGUUCGAAAAACGCUGAUUCCAAAGGUGUGAUGAAGAUUGUACGAAUGUUGAAUGAACUUUAUACAAAAUUUGACGAUCUUACUGAUCCUAAAGUGAAUCCAAAUAUAUACAAGGUGGAGACAGUAGGUGACAAAUACAUGGCUGUAAGUGGUAUUCCAGAACCUUGUGCCACUCAUGCGAAAAAUAUCGCUAAACUGGCGCUUGAUAUGGUAGAUAGGAGCAAAAGUGUCUUAUUUGACGACGAACCUGUGAAAAUAACGAUUGGAAUCCACACAGGAGAAGUAGUUACUGGUGUUAUUGGUCAACGAAUGCCAAGGUAUUGCCUGUAUGGCAACACUGUCAAUUUGACAAGUCGAACGGAGACAACUGGGGAACAUGGAAAUAUUAACAUCACUAAAGAUGUCUAUCGGCUGCUAUGUGAUGGAGAAAACUCCGACGAACAAUUCCAUUUCGAGUAUAGAGGGCCGGUUGUGAUGAAAGGCAAAUCUGAACCAAUGGAAGUUUACACUUUGUCUAGAGCAAAAGUCACGUGAACCGCUAUCGAAAACGGACAUGCAACGUUCUUGAUUUUGUGCAAUACUCUUAGAUAAUGAAAUACUACAAUUAUUGAAUAAAAUGGAUUGAGGCUAUGUGGA